AUGACCUCACCGACUUCGUCGUCGUCGUCGAACGAGCCAUCGUCUUCGCUACAGCCUCGUGACUCGAUCUCUGCAGCGUCUGGAAGCACCAUAGUGGUCGAACGCAACGACGCGUGCAAGGCUGACGAGACCUCGAAGAAGCAUGCCGUGAUCCUCGACAUAUCACUGUCAUCUACAGGCUCCAGUUAUGACAUGACUUUCAAGAAGCCCUCGAUCGAUGAACUGCUGCACCGUGGCCCGGCUGCUAUCAUGAAUGGUGCAGCUCACCGCAAGCCGAGCAUUCGCUGGGUCCAUUUACGCUCCAAUGUCAUGUUCUGGGUCGAGCAGCUGAUGGACAGAGUCUGUGAGGAGCGCCGCAUUCAAGUUCCAGACAACCCUUCGAAAAGACCUGGAAGUCCUACGAGACUCAAUCCGAUGCUACGAAAAGAUCUUUGGUACCAUCUCUUUCACGGCAAGGCAUCCGAUCAGAUUCAAACAAGGUUCAUGGGACCUGCAUGCACGCCCUUCUCGGUCGAUGUCGAAGACGAGCAGUCUGACUCAUCUAGUGAAGCCGACGCAGGUGCGACCCGCGGCCCGCGAAACAAUCUUGUGAUGUAUAUGCCAUAUCUCAAUUGGGAGUCAGUGAAAGCAUGGGACGAAAGGCAACAGCUUAUUGGGGAUAUUAAUGGCAAGCGCUCUUGCCGACCUCAGGCGGAUACAGAAUUCGUGCGCGACUAUCUACACCACAACACAUCCCCUCUGCACGAUCGCAGAACGCUGCACCAAGCAUACUACCAUGACUUUGGCAUGACGAGGCCGCUACCAGACUAUGAUCAGGUGAUGCAUCGCUUCACUGCUAAGCUGGAUGAAGGUGAAGCAAAGCUCGUCAUAGUCGACCAGCUCUGGCUCUGGGUCAUCAAAGGCGGUACGUUCACCGACGGCGACUCUGCUGAGGCACAUCCGGAUCUGGUCGUUACAGCGUUCCCCCAACGCUUCAAUGGCGAAUACAAUUCCGCCGACAUCUAUCAUGGCAUCAUCCAACAUCUCGAACGCGGCCUUGAACCCUCUCUCCGCACCAUCAACGAUCUCGUCGCUCUCAUCGUCGAACAUUGCACAGGUGUGUUCUUUCAGCGGCAAUUGGAAUCGGACAAGUGGUUUAUGGAAUUCUUUGCUGCAGCCAUCGGCCUGGUACGCGAUGAUAAGACAGCUGCAUUCAACAAAUUCUGCGUUGCCGUCCAAGAGCUGGAAAGGCUGCAAGCACGACAAGCCUCGCUGAUCGAACUCUCACGCAAGCUCGAGUCUUCCGAUUUCUCGAUCGCCCUCGAAACAGGUCUCUUCAAGGAGAUCAAGGACAUUAUCGACGAGCUUGGCUGCAUAGACUACAUUCUAGCACGCCAAGAAGACGUCGUCAAGUCCUUGACCCGCACAUACCGCUCACGCGCCGUCAAGAAUGUAUCAGAAAUGGUAUCGGAGCGAAAAGAGAGCUGGAAGCGGAUCGCCGAGACAGCACAAGUGGCAUACAACGAGAUACAAGCACAGAUGGAUAUCAAACAGAAGCAAAGCAGUCUUGCUGAAGCAAGGUCGAAUCGGUACCAAGCUGAGGACUCCGCGAGACACGGACGGAUAAUGCUGUUGUUCACAGUCGUCACGAUAAUCUUCUUGCCGCUGUCGUUCAUGGCGACAUGGUUCGGUAUGAACGUCAAGGGACUAGAGGACAAUUCGCAGCUCAAUCUGGCGCUGAUAGCUGCGAUCAUAUUUCCGGUUUCAGUCGUUAUUGCGAUCGUUGCGUUGGCUUUUGCAUUCAGUGAGAGGCUGAGGGACAGGACAGCUGGAAUUAUUGAGAAGAUCUUGGACACAUUGCUGGCGUGCUUGCCAGUGCAUGGAAGCGAGAGCGCUGCUCGGAGAAGGAGAAGUCAGGUCAGAGAUAUGGGGAGACCACCGAGGUGGGAUGUGAGGAUUAGAGGGACGGACCCUGAUAUGGAGAUGCAGUGA
This is a messenger RNA of Cyphellophora attinorum, 1971 nucleotides long. RefSeq lists its product as uncharacterized. Gene Ontology annotation, cellular component: membrane. Bases 1 to 1971 code for a protein of 656 amino acids. The transcript has a single exon. NCBI's taxonomy places the organism in Eukaryota, Fungi, Ascomycota, Eurotiomycetes, Chaetothyriales, Cyphellophoraceae. The record is from RefSeq and is a predicted model, not a curated record. Gene Ontology annotation, molecular function: metal ion transmembrane transporter activity. Gene Ontology annotation, biological process: metal ion transport; transmembrane transport.